Molecule: messenger RNA, 3882 nt
Organism: Melanotaenia boesemani (Boeseman's rainbowfish)
Lineage: Eukaryota; Metazoa; Chordata; Actinopteri; Atheriniformes; Melanotaeniidae
Gene: ankrd13b
Product: ankyrin repeat domain 13B
Exons: 16
Coding region: 500-2458 (652 amino acids)
Cellular component (GO): cytoplasm
Molecular function (GO): protein binding
Source: RefSeq, a predicted model, not a curated record
CGCAUAUCCCAGCAUUGCUACAUUAAAUCUGGCCCCUGCACUGCCUGCGACUCGCCGAGAGACGGCAGCUCUCUACCUGCUACGGAUUGGCUGAGUGUGCGCACAUUUUAUUGCGGCUUGUCAGCGCAUCUUUCUCAGUCAUCAACACCGGAUGGGAGGAGAGGAGGAGGAUAGAUGUGUUCGAGUAGGAAGGAGAGAAAGAAAGAGAAAGACAAGGGGUGGGGGAACGUGGAGAAAUGAAGAAAUAAAGGUGCAGCUUAAUCUACCGAGACAAUCAAGCGAGGGGGGGUUUCUUUCUCUAACACCACAGGGUUUUGCACUUUAUUCCAAGCAGAGCGACUAUUAAGGGAUCUUACACCGCUCCUGCACAGGUUACACGCCUUUGGGCAUCAUCGCCGAUGAAGGAUGGUAGGCACGAUUAUUAUAGGAUAAAUUCACCACAAAAGUGUUCUUAGAAUCCACAGUGAAGGAAGAGGGGGAGGCAAACUAUGAUCCGAGGAUGAUUUCUGCCAAGAAAACUCCGGAGAAGAGUCGUUAUCCUCUCCACUAUCUCGUGUGGCACAACAAACACCGUCAGCUGGAGAAGGAGCUGGCAACGAACGAGCAGACGGAUUUAGAAUCUCUGGACCCCCGUGGUCGGACUCCUCUCCACCUGGCUGUCACUCUGGGUCACCUUGACUGUGCCAGGGUUCUGCUGCAGCAUGGCGCUGAUGUUAGCAAGGAGAACCACAAUGGAUGGACCGUUCUUCAGGAGGCAGUGAGUACUAGAGACCCGGAGCUGGUGCGUCUCGUGCUUCGUUACCGUGACUACCAGAGGACUGCCAAGAGGCUGGCGGGCAUUCCUGUCCUUCUGGAGCGACUACGCCAAGCCCAAGACUUCUACGUGGAGAUGAAAUGGGAGUUUACAAGCUGGGUUCCCCUGGUGUCUCGUAUCUGCCCCAGUGACACCUACAGAGUUUGGAAGAGUGGUCAGUGUCUCCGUGUGGACACCACCCUGACGGGCUUUGAACAGAUGACCUGGCAGAGAGGCAACAGGAGCUUCAUAUUCAGAGGACAAGACUCCAGUGCAGAAGUGAUGGAGGUCGACCACGACAGGCAGCUGGUGUUCUGCGAGACCUUGUGCGUCUCCUCUCUCACGGCGCUCUCACCUGGCAGAGGAAAAGGCGACGCUUGCAGCAGCUCUGCAGCAGCGUUGGGUCUUCUGGGACCGAUGCAGCCCAGCGACGAGCAGGUUGCAGCCAGACUGUCUGCCCCAGUUGUGACCACUCAGCUGGACACUCGCAACAUUGCCUUUGAAAGGAAUAAAACCGGCAUCCUGGGCUGGAGGAGCGAGAAGACGGAGAUGGUGAAUGGAUAUGAAGCCAAGGUGUAUGCAGCGUCUAAUGUUGAGCUGAUCACCAGGACCAGAACUGACCAUCUGACAGAUCAGAACAAGAAUAAGACAAAAGGUGGGAAGACCCCACUGCAGAACUUUUUUGGGAUUGCUGAGCAGCACAUGGGGCCGAACAAUGGGGUGAGGAGACAAUAUACAGCUCUGGUGACCCAGAUGUCGUCUCCUGCGGUGACGAACCCUGCAGCGCUGACGGCUGAAGAGUACUUCAACCCCACCUCGGCUCCGACUCUGAGAGACAUCGGCCACCCUUGCCAGCUCACCACCAAGACCCAAAGGUUUAAAGCCAAGUUGUGGCUGUGUGAGUCCCAUCCUCUAUCCCUGGCAGAACAAGUGGUGCCUAUCAUCGAUCUCAUGGCCAUCUCGAACGCUCUGUUCGCUAAGCUGCGUGACUUCAUCACUCUGCGGUUGCCGCCUGGCUUCCCCGUCAAGAUCGAAAUCCCCUUGUACCACAUCCUGAACGCUAGGAUUACCUUCAGCAACCUGAACGGCUGUGAGGAGGGAACCGUCCUCCGCGCUGACAACGAAAUCGGGGUGGAAGGGGACGGACAGAGAGACACCCCGAGGACAGACACCCCGUCUCCAGGCAGCGACUCCUCCAGCGUCUCCAGCUCUAGCUCCACCAUGUCAUGUCGAGCUGGAGAGAUUCCCCCGUGUGUGUUCGAGCCCCCGCCUGGAUACACUAUGCUAGGAGGCAAACAAAGAGACAGCAUGAGGGAGGAGGAGGAAGACCUGCUGCAGUUCGCCAUACAACAGAGUCUGCUGGAGGCCGGAUCUGAAUAUGAUCAGGUGACCAUCUGGGAGGCGCUGACCAAUAGCAAGCCAGGAGCACACCCCCUGUCCUGUGACCCCAGCCGACUGGAUAGGACUCCCCAGCACAAGCCCCACCCCCCCUCCAGCCUCUGCUCCACUCCCUCCAAGAAGCAGCCGCCAGCCUGCAGCUACGACGAGCAGCUCCGCAUCGCCAUGGAGAUCUCAGCGCGGGAGCAGGAGGAGGCGGACCGGCGGCGGCGGCGGGAGGAGGAGGAGCUGCAGUGCAUCAUCCAGCUGUCGCUCAUGGAGAAAUGAGAGCAAGCGUCCCAGCAGGCAGGGCUGCAGGAGGGAACGGGUCUGGAUAGAGGUCACAUGGGAGAAAAGAACAAAGCUGGCUUCUUUAAAAUUUUAAGCACAAUCUUUAAGUGGCUGGAAUGAAAACCCAAAUCAUCUUAGUGUUUUGUUUUUUUUAACUAUAAUUGCCUCUUUCUCUCUUCUCUCACCACCCUUGCCAGACCUUUCCCAUGAAGCCAUAUGAUAACAAGGCUAUCCGACCUUUAUACAGCCAGGAGUUUCCUGUCUGUGGUGCCACACGGUACUCCCUCAACCAGUGCCAGUUUACAACCAACAGUACACACCUAAUACAAGUUUAGUGGUUUGCCUCUGUGGAUGAGUGAUUUCUGACUGUUUGCAGGUGUGUGUGAGUGUUUCAAAACCAGCUCUUUGCACCAGGUCAACGGGUCUGUCCAGAAAGUGCGUUAGGCCAACUUCCUGCUUCAGCACUAUAAUCACACUCACUGAGCCCCUCUGCCACCCUCAUGUGUGAAAGGAGCCAGCGGAGCUGAGAGCUCUCUUCAUUAAAGUUGAGAUGAAUGUUGACAAACCAUCAGACUUCCUCAUUUUUUAAAUGAAAGAUUUUAAAUAACAGACAGCUACUUUUAUUUUUUAUUUAUUUUCUUUCUUUUAAUUUGCACAAAAAAAUCCAGAUGUACUGUACUUAGCUUGUGGGUGGAUCACAUAUAUGACUGUUAAUGGAUGUUGUUGAUGAGCUUGAGCACAAAGUGAAGUCAGGCUAGUUCUAGUUUUAGUGAUUUAUGAAGAGAUUGCUGAGUGAACAUGAACUGUACUGUUUGCAAGUGAGAUGUUAUGUUAUGAAACUAUUAAAGGGAAAAUGCUUGUGCUCUUUAGGUAGAUUGUGGAAUAGAGAUGUUACUGAAAGUGAUUUGCAUCUACUCACCUUACAUGAAGGGAUUCUGUGUUUUUCUGCUCAGUCACAUUACAUUAUGUAAAAAAUAUUUCAGCAUGGUGUGCACCUGUGUGGGGUUCAUUUUUACCUGACUCAACUCCUUCCUGGUGUUUCCGAGCGCGCUCCCUGAGGGGUCGUAAACAAGUAAUAGCACCUUUGUUUUGCAGCACAACUGCAGAUUAAAAUUGCCCCGUAAACAUAAUUGUAAGUAACUUAAUGUUACAGCCAAACCAGGAGAAUGUGAAGAAUGUUUUUUUUUUUUUAUUUAUUUCUUUAAAAGACAUGUUGAACUUUCACACUUCAAUAUCAGCACAAACCAAGGAGAUCCACUUAUAUCUCUGAUGUAAUUCGUUGUGAAGCUUGACUGGUUGAUUUAAUUUGUCUUUUUACUUUUUAAAAAAUGUACCAAAAAGAAUAAAUGCAUCCAGAUGUUUUCAUGAUAAAUGCUGGAAAAUGUAUUCCAAUGAUUCAAAUAAAGAAACAUCUUUUGGAA